Messenger RNA from Microthlaspi erraticum, 1983 nucleotides. Lineage: Eukaryota; Viridiplantae; Streptophyta; Magnoliopsida; Brassicales; Brassicaceae. The record is from the annotation of a GenBank genome assembly.
AUGCCACCGCCGAUAUUUCCUCUCCGGUGGGAAAGCACCGGAGACCAAUGGUGGUACGCAUCACCAAUCGAUUGCGCCGCGGCAAAUGGUCUAUACGACGUCGUAAUCGAGCUGCUUCACCAAGACACAAACCUCCUCGUCAAACUCACCUCCCUCCGUCGUAUCCGCCGCCUCGAAACCGUCUGGGACGACGGAGACGGAGAAAACUGCCACGUGGCGCUCAACCGCUCCCGCGUCGCGAAGAGGCUACUGGAGGAGUGCGAAAUCGGAAACGGAGAUAACUCCCUCAUCAGAGCUGGUUACGGCGGUUGGCUGCUCUACACCGCCGCUUCCGCAGGAGAUUUGGAAUUCGUGAAGAAGCUUCUUGAGAGAGAUCCGCUCCUCGUGUUCGGAGAAGGAGAAUACGGCGUUACGGAUAUUCUCUACGCGGCGGCUCGAGGUAGAAACGACGACGUUUUCCGUCUUCUUCUGGAUUUCGCUCUGUUGCCGGCUGAUAUCGCCGGCGUCGAAGAAACCGAAGGCGAGAAACUAACGGAGAGACAAUUCAUAGUAAAGGAGGAGAUGGUUAAAAGAGGGGUCCACAGUGCGGCCAGAGGCGGACACGUGGCAAUCCUCGAGGAAUUUUUACUCUCAGGUAAAUACGACGCCGUUUCAGGACUCAGAGAUGCUUUUGGCUCUACUCUGUUACACUCUGCUUCUUGCAGAGGUCAAAUCAAAGUGGUAAAUUAUCUUAUAUCGAAGUAUGAUUCGAUAAUGGAGGUUAAAGACAGACUUGGAAACACAGCUUUACAUGUUGCUGCUUACAAGGGUCAUUUAGCUGUAGUGGAGGCUCUUAUAAACGAAACUCCACCGUUGAUCUCCGUCGUCAACAAUGACGGUGACACGUUUCUUCACAUGGUCGUGUCUGGUUUUGCUGCGUCCGGUUUUAAGCGGUUAGACCGGCAAAUGGAGCUUUUGAAGAAGUUAAUCUCAGGAGGAGGACGAAGCUGCUCCGUUGACUUUUCUGAGAUAGUCAAUUUAAGAAACGGUUACGGAAAAACGGUGAUUCAUUUAGCUGUGAUGGAUAAUUAUAACGCCGUUAGAUCUGACGUCGUUGAGAGUUUGUUGAGAAUCCACGGCGUUGAUGUUAACGUUGUUGAUUCGGAUGGAAUGACUGCUGUUGAUUUGCUUGAACGACAAACGCCGAGAACGCCGGUUUCUGAUUUACUGAUCAAACGGCUUAAAUCCGCCGGUGGGCGAUCCAGCGGCGGUGAAAACGUUUCGCGUUUGAGGGAAGAGCGUUACGGAUUCUGCGGUAGUCCUGGAACUUCGUUUGAGAUAUCUGAUUCUGAGAUUUUCUUGUUCACGGCGGCGAGAACAGAUCAGACCGCAGCGAACGCUGAGUUAAGUCCAGAGAGAGAGAGUUUCGACGGAAUCAGUGAGUGCUCAACCGAAAUCUCGACGCAUUCGAAACGCAAACGCCUUGGCGGCAGUACAGGAGCGCGUCUUAAGCUUCUUUUGCGGUGGGCGAAGAGGGAGGAGUCAGAGGAAAAUCGGCGCUUCUCCAGAGAUAACAGCAAUCGUCGUGUUCCUCUCAGAGAAAUGUAUUCGAGAUCGAGAUCGCCGUCUGAAAUCGGAAACAGAGGAAGAGCGUUUCCGAUGAGAACCGAGAGCGGCGAUCUCCCGAGUUUAUCGGUGAGAUUGAAAUUCACAGAAGGGUUAAUGAAAGGCGUGGUGGUUCAGGAAUCGCCGAGGUUUGUGUUUUCGCCUCCGGUUGCCUCCGAUUACUCUCGAUCGUCGGCUUGUUCAUCACCGUUGCAGACAGUCUCUUCGGAGUUGAAGAGAAGAACAUCUGCGAUGAAGAAACAUGGAUCUUUUAUGAACAGAUACUUGUGUUUCGGCGGUAAAGGAUUAGCCAUUAAUGGUUCUUCUGAGAUGAAUAAUGGCUCUGAUCAUCGUCUUCGUCACCAGAGUAUCAAACGUGUGAUGUCUUUGGUUUCUUGA